Parasteatoda tepidariorum (common house spider) is the source of this 388-nucleotide messenger RNA. The record is from RefSeq and is a predicted model, not a curated record. NCBI's taxonomy places the organism in Eukaryota, Metazoa, Arthropoda, Arachnida, Araneae, Theridiidae.
UGGUGGUCUAAAAUGGCAUAUACGACGAAAGCUGCUGACUCCAUCAUUUCAUUUCCAAAUUCUGCAAGACUUCGUACCAUUACUACAGAAACAGUCCGAUAUUCUAGUCUCACAAUUUCUAGAGCUCAGCAAAGAACCAUGGUUCAACAUCUAUCCUGUUAUGAAGCUAUGUACUCUGAACAUCUUUCUGAAAACUGCUCUGGGUCUCGAUGUGCAUAGCGAAAAUGAGGAGACAAAAACUUUCUUCAAUGCAAUCGAGAAGUUUAGUGAGGUUACUCAAUUCAAAAUAACUAGACCUUGGAUAAUUUUAGACGUCCUAUACAACCUGAUAUUUCCAGCAGCAAAUGUAAAUACUUACAUAAGUAUUGUCCACAGCUUCUUCAGAAAG